AUGAAGGCAAAUAAUAUCAAAAUAUUUCAGGAGACCGCUACAAGGUUGGAGAAGAGGGCUAGGAGCACUGAGCGGUCGGAGGAGUACGUGGACAACGAGAUGCGCAAACUCUUGAGUAGAUACAAGUUUGAGUAUCGUGAGACCGCUUUGGAUCACUCUAGCCGUACCAUGGCGAGGGAUUUUCAGGCUCUUGAUCCAGAUCCUUUGCCCAUCGCCAAGCACACCACCUCGUCCAUUGCCGACUCCACCAUGUCUACCCCAAGCGUGACGUCAUCCACUAGCGCCAUUGCUUCCUCCACUGACGACCCCACCCUGUCUACUGAUGGCCUGACGUCGUUCACUUCCAGCACCAAUGCCACCCCUAUCACUACCACAGAGGCUGGUGAGGGGCAUCAUGUGUUCUUUGACCCUAGCACUGCCGUGGCCAUAAUGCUAAAGAUUGCCGGCGUGGAUGUUGGUGCAGGCUUCAAAGAGUUCCAAUGUGAAGCGGCCUCAAUCGUCAAUGACAUGACCAAGAAGCUUACUCUUGAGCGGUUACCGAUGUUCAUGGCAUGCAAUUACAUUUUGCAUCUCGAUUUGGAUCUUCCGGGCGUCGACGAAGACGACAUGGACAGGGUGCGGGAGUCUCUGCACGGGUUUCAAACCUUGACAUUUGACGGCCUCAUGGAAGCUUCCUCGGUGGACAUAGCGUUUCGGCUGCACAACGAGGACACGCAGGCACAUGCAUCGCUUGAUGCCUUGAUGUCCAUGGUGUUCCCUGCGUCUCACCGCAAUGUUGAGUUAAGUUGGGCAAACAGGGCGUCCAUUGGCUCCAGGGACCGCCGAGGAGACUCCAACAAACCUGACGCCACCAUUGUCAAGGAUACGUCUGUUGUCGGAUUUGUGGAGAUCAAGCCGCCGGGAGAGGAGCGGCUUGAGAGGGUGUUCCUGGACGGCCAGUGGGCACUUGACACUUUUGCUAAGGACUCCAUUGACUAUCAUAUACGUCAUGGCCGCGGCUUAAAGACCAUUCCAUGCCUCCAAGUCUUUGGAUUUCAGCUGAUCCUCUACAAGCUUGAGUUCACAUCUGGCCUCUAUGUCUGGCAACAUGUGGGAGCCGCGUAUCUUCCUCGUGAUAUGAAUGACCACGGCACUAUUGCAGGAUCUAUUGCUUUGUUGCACACUUUCAUGAGCGGAAAGAAGGACUUCAAUGUCACCUCCCAUAGUAAUAGCAAAUCCACAGGAACCUCACAAAGCCUUUCUGCUCUACAAGAUAACCCCACCUAG
Molecule: messenger RNA, 1266 nt
Organism: Linnemannia hyalina
Lineage: Eukaryota; Fungi; Mortierellomycota; Mortierellomycetes; Mortierellales; Mortierellaceae
Source: the annotation of a GenBank genome assembly